GACGGUUGCACAGGCGAAAAAAGAGCGCGCAAACUUCAAUAGAAAAUCUGCAACCGCCUGUUCUUCCAUCUCAAUCUAUACUUGGAUAUAAGACGAGAUUGAAGCCAAACAAAAGGAGAAGGAACGCUGAUUCGGAAGACUAAUUGGGCUUAACAGCAAAGGAAAUAACCAUUUGAUUGGUAGAUUCCAUACUCAUCACGUGACAUAUACGAUGGCGCCGGUCACAUGGAGAGUAUAUACUACAUGCUUGACGCUGGUCAUGCUGUGUGUACUAGCUACAUACCAUGGUGCUGUGGCAGCUAAGCGGUGUGUAAGGACAUCAGGAGAUACACUAGACGUCGAGGAAUUCCAGUCUGCCUCCCCAUCGACUAUCAAAAAAAUAUUGGAAGCCUAUUUUCAAAACAGGAGAGCCAGUAAACCUACAUACAACAGACCAAUAUACACCUGUGUACCCCAAGGAGAUUCGUGUAGCCCCACUGGUAAGACUCCGUGUUGUGGUCGUAUGGGAUGUUAUAAAUAUAACGGAGAGAAGUGCGCCCGGGGAUCAAGAUGCGUUUGUAGAAACCCACAAUACUCCAUCGAUCCUGGCUUCUAGAAUCCUGCUAGAAAUGGCUGAUUAAAGUGAUUAUAAUGAUUGAAAGUGCUCAGAGCUAGCCUUAUAUCAAUUUAUGUUUAGCUAAUGCUGAUAGAAUGUGUAGGCCUAUACUAUUAUAGUUAUUAACAUGCAUUUUGGUUAUUGGUUAGAUAUUAAUUGCAGAUGAGAUAAUUUGAACGUAAUAUCUGUUAGUUUGCCGACGCUCCACCUUGGCAACCACAUCACAUAAUACAGGAUAUGAGCUAUACUGAACUUAGACUAUACUUUCAUAGACACUGGAAUAUUUACAAUACUUAUUUUGUAUCUGUUACUAGAAUACGGAAGUUGUCAAGCUUAUGUAAACUUCGAGCAGAGAAAAAUUUGUAUAGUUUUCGAAUAGAGUGUGUGCUUGAAGACUAUAAACCAACAACUGUUCCACCAGCGAUAUCAUAGACCAUUAUACAAAAGUAUUUAGAGAGAUAGAGAAUUAUAGGUAGUAGGAUAUCAUUGAACAAUUUAGCAUUUCACUUGUCAAUCGUUUACUCUCAAUAUACAUAUUUCAAUGUUCGUUAUUUUAGUGUAAAUUUUGAGUGUUAUAGACACUGUUAUUGAUAUUUAUAUCACGAUAUACUUUGGACGACGAAAUAACAGUAUAGGAUGGUGCACACAUAUUUUGUAGUGGUAUAGGACCAUUUAUAAUAAUAUAGUCUUGGUUGCAAUACAUAUGAUACACAUUUCAUCGUUGUCCAUACAACGAAGGAUUAACUGUGUAGAUUAAGAGGAACAUUAUUGCCUCCAUCCCUCCAUCACAUCGAUGUAAUAUUAUAUUUUUAAGUAUUCAUUAUGAAUUCAAUAUCCCUUGCAAGCUAGAAAAAAUGGCAUUACUUCACAAACACCAUUUCCCUCUAGUUUCCCUCUUCUCUCUCCCCCCUCUCUCUCUCUCUCUCUCUCUCUCCCCUUUCUCUAUUUCUCCACCCCUCUCUCUCCCUCGAGUCAUAUUUUUCUCUUACACUUGGGCUCCUUUUAAAAACAUCUAUUAGCUGACAAUAUCAAUACAAGUAUACAACCCAUGAAUGUUAAAUAAAUAAAUAACAUUUUAAAUGAUUAAAAAACAUUUAUAUCAUAACUUCUGAUGCCUAAUCUGAUAUACCAUGUCUAUUUGUUAUUGUAAUUUUCUCGAAGUGAUUGACAGGUAGCUAUAAAAAUACAAAAUUAUAUAUAUUGAACAAAUACCAAUUUAAUAUAAUAUUGUAAGAAUUGUCAGAUUUACUAUUUUGGGAUUCGAUAUUUCUAAAGUAGAUAACAUACAAAGAGCAUUUCAUAAUAUAGCUAAAGCAAUCACAAUGGCACUCAUUGUUCUGGAUUUGCAUUACAAUUGUACUUUAUUAUGCGGUUUGCUACCCACGUCCACUGCAAUCUCGUAUUUUUCCUCUGUACAAUGAACAUAUUAUUUUCGUAUUCAUUUGAUGCGAGUAGGAAAUCUUCAUCGUCAUCAUCAUCAUCAAGUGCCGGGUGUGUUACAGAUAUCGGCCGUCAUGGCCCUCCAUUUCUGCCUAUUAUGUGAUAUUAUUAAAAAGCUGGUAUUUCUUAUCUCAUUUUAGUUGCCCAUUUGUGCAGGCUUUGCAAAUAAUAUAGGGCGUUGUCGUCCCCUGCUUCUCUUUCCAUCAAAAUUCCCUGUUAAUAUUUGUUUCUACUUGUAUCUAGAUUAUCCUCUUUGUAUAUGUCACAAGGAAAUUGCAUUUGAAUAUUUCUUAUUGUGUCGAUGAGUGAUGGUUUUACUCUUGCUUGUCUGAACAUUUCCUAAUUUGUUUUCUUUUCUUUCUAUGAUAUAUUCAUAAUCUUUCUCAAGAAUAUAGGUCUCGGCAGCUAAUCUAAUCUAAUCUUCUUUCAAGCACUUUGUUUAUUGUUUAACACUCGUACAAAAGAACCGACUAAGACACGAAUUUGUUUUUCAUAGUAAUGUUCUAAUUUUUAAUUACAGAUCCUAUUAAAUAUUUCUUUGCCAUUGCAAUUCUUUUCUUUAUUUUAUCAAUACUUU
Messenger RNA from Strongylocentrotus purpuratus (purple sea urchin), 2612 nucleotides. RefSeq lists its product as uncharacterized. NCBI's taxonomy places the organism in Eukaryota, Metazoa, Echinodermata, Echinoidea, Camarodonta, Strongylocentrotidae. Bases 212 to 595 code for a protein of 127 amino acids. The transcript is spliced from 4 exons. The record is from RefSeq and is a predicted model, not a curated record.